Messenger RNA from Cyclocybe aegerita, 2046 nucleotides. The record is from the annotation of a GenBank genome assembly. NCBI's taxonomy places the organism in Eukaryota, Fungi, Basidiomycota, Agaricomycetes, Agaricales, Hemipholiotaceae.
AUGGUGAACAUGCUCCGACAAUCGCUAUUGGAUCUUCCCGUCGAGUUGUUGCUUCGCAUUCUAUCAAUCGACAACGUCCUUUCCGCCCGGGAUUUCUACGCUUUGGCCAUUGUCUGCCGUCGGCUGCAUGAGCUGGCGUUGCCCCUCUUCCUUACCGCUCAUGAUAUAACGGAUCCCACGCAAGAAGCGGUGAUCCUCGUGUCAAAAUGGGCUCCAGUUCAUCGACUCACAAGAGAGCCGGACGGGCUCGCAGGUCUGUCAAUCGCAACCCACGUCACCUCCAUCAAGAGACUCCGCCUCUUCUUUCAAGAUACCAAUUACACAAGGGAAAGAAAUUACUUUCAGCAAGCCGCCCAUCUCACCCAUGCGGUUCGACGAGCUAUGAACUUCGUCUCCGGGCUCACAUCUAUUGACGAGGCGGGUAUUUCACUCAUACGGGACCCGUAUCACGUUGUUCAGUCGCACAGUGCCCCAGGAGUCGCCCAUUCCGAACUGUCCGAGAUACAAGAGUGGUCGUCGGCACUAGAAGGCCUACUGAACGCGAUUCUUGAGCGAGGAUGUCAGCACUUGACUGUGCAGUACGAAGCGGCCAUCGAAACGGGGCUUCAGUUCAGGGAGAAGGGGAUCAUCAAGAAAGCACUAACGCAUUUAUCGCGUGGUGUACCCCAUCAAAAGAGGAACGAGGCCAAUUUUACAGCAUUCGAAUGGCAAUUUUCUAAAUCUUACAACGAGUCACCGAACAAGAUCCCUCCAGGCGAAGACGUCGUCGAGCCAGCCGUCCUUUCCUGCCUGCCUCAAGAGCGCCCAAUUCUCUGUUCCUUAACGAUCCACACCCCAGUUUUGCUCCUACCGCCGUUCACAAACUGGACCCUCACUCUCCUUCAUACCCAAACCAACCUCACAAGCCUGUCUUUUGCCCACAUCAAGUUUGCGCCAAUGACAUGGCAUCUUUUGCUCCCCUUCGUGGCAGAUGCAGUGUCCAGCCGACUCACCGAGCUUUCGGUGCUCGAGCAAUGCCCGUAUCUCGGGGCACUUGACCUCCUUCGGUUUGUAGCCCGCCUGCACCAACUCGAGAAGCUCGUCAUUGGCCGCUCCUUCCGCGUGAGGUUCCAGGAAGUCCGGUUCCCAUGGGUGGGCGGGCUUCUCCCAUCCAACACCUUGAUUCCUUCGUUCGUGAACCUUCACUCUCUCCAAGCGCCCGUCGAGUUCAUUUCGCUCGUUCUCGAUGCCCGGCCUACCAGUUCCAAGACUGCGUAUGAUGACGUCAUGGUCGCCUUUCCCAAGCUCAGAUCGCUCACCGUGUACCCGUGCAAUCUCCUCAUCCACCCACCGAGUUACUUCGAAUCAAUGCUUACCGUCAACGCUCUACAUCGCAGGGUGCUUUCGCUCCUCUCCGCGAGCCAGACCGAUGCACAGCCGCAGGGCAAACAUGUUAUCGAGUUUUCAUUCAAUGUAGAGGCAGAUUUCAUGGACUUCGAGUCUGUGUGCGAUUAUUUUGAAGCCCUCAGCACGCAGGCAUCAUUCCAGCGGACCCUGGUGGAUAGUCUGAAUCUUAAUGAGGCAGAGAUCGGGUCUCUUUCAUCAACGUAUCCGCUUCACGGACAUCCUUCAAGUCCCUGUUCAAACAACAUGCAGACGCAUGUGCGUGCAAGGAACACAUCCUCUUCGCCCCCGAGUGACCCGCCGACCAGGAAGCCCAUGAAUCUACCGAAGCCCUUCGUCGAGUUCUCGUUCGUCGCCCAUCUUGUGUUGCCUAGUUUCAACCUCGUCCCCCAGGACCAUAGGAGGCAAGGUUUGGCCAAGUCGUCAGAGCAGUCGUCGCGCCCGCCCACAAGCGCUUCUCUCUGUCAAUAUCUCAACCUUCUCUUCCCUGCCUUGAGGAGGCUGGAGUUCACAGAUGGAUGCCAGAAUUUUCUGGACGUGUCCUCGGUGAGGAGAGACCCUGAUGAGAGGGAGAGGAUGGUGCGCGAGCUUGUGCACGAGCUGCAGGAGAGGUGUCCAGUAGUUAAGGAGCUGGUGGUUGGAUUGUCGAGAUAUGAAGUGUAA